Manihot esculenta (cassava) is the source of this 3031-nucleotide messenger RNA. RefSeq names its product stachyose synthase. The record is from RefSeq and is a predicted model, not a curated record. The transcript is spliced from 4 exons. NCBI's taxonomy places the organism in Eukaryota, Viridiplantae, Streptophyta, Magnoliopsida, Malpighiales, Euphorbiaceae. Bases 298 to 2889 code for a protein of 863 amino acids.
GCAUUUCUUCUUCUCGUUACUUGUCAGUUUAUUCAUCGCUAUCCAAGUGCUUCAUAUUGUCUUCUAAUUUUUGUCUUCAUAUUGUUUCAUCUCUAUAAAGUUGACAUUUGUAAUUCCAGUUUCUAUUCAUGUGAAGUGAAUAUCAAAGAUUCUUCGACCAUAUCUGUGUUCCUUGAAAUUUCUUAUUAGCUGCGCAUAAAUUCUUCGGCCUCUUCUUCCUUCUAUUGAAAACCAGCGCUCCACUAUUCUAUUUUUAUCUCUCUGUUUCUUCUUUGAACUGUUCUGUCUCUUUCCCUUAUGGCUCCCCCGAAUGAUCCCGCUAAUCCACUCUUUAAAGUCCUUCGAUCAGAGAGUUUAGAGAAGAACUUUGAUUUAUCCGGAGGGAAGUUUAGAGUCAAAAGCAUUCCAUUGCUCUCUGAUGUUCCAAGCAAUGUCACCUUUUCUCCUUUUUCGUCUGUCUGUGACCAUUCCGAGUCUGAUGCUCCACUUCCUCUUCUGCAGCGUGUCCAUUCUUUGUCUUACAGGGGCGGAUUCCUUGGGUUCCACAAAGAUGCACCUUCCGAUCGAUUAAUGAACUCUCUUGGGAAGUUCACCGAUAUGGACUUCUUGUCAAUCUUUAGGUUCAAAACUUGGUGGUCCACCAUGUGGGUGGGUAGUUCUGGGUCUGAUUUGCAGAUGGAAACCCAAUGGGUUCUCUUUAAUGUCCCUAAAAUAAAGUCUUAUGUCCUAAUAAUCCCUAUUGUUGAAGGCAGUUUUAGGUCUGCUCUUCAUCCUGGAAUUGAUGGGCAUUUGAUGAUUUGCGCUGAGAGUGGGUCUACUCAAGUGAAAGCAUCCACUUUUGAUGCUAUUGCUUAUGUUCAUGUGUGUGAUAAUCCUUAUAACAUUAUGAAGGAAGCCUACAGCGCUCUCAGGGUCCAUCUUAAUACCUUUAGGCUUUUGGAAGAGAAAGCCCCUCCUUCUCUUAUUAACAAAUUUGGAUGGUGCACUUGGGACGCAUUCUACUUAACCGUGGAUCCUACGGGCAUAUGGCAUGGUGUGCAGGAUUUUGUCGAGGGUGGUGCCCCUCCAAGGUUUCUUAUCAUCGAUGAUGGAUGGCAAAGCAUCAAUCUUGAUGGCGAGAAGCCCGAGGAGGACGCUAAAAACCUUGUUCUUGGUGGGACUCAAAUGACAGCCAGGCUUCACAGGCUUGAUGAAUGUGAGAAGUUCAGGAAGUACAAAGGAGGCUCCAUGUUGGGUCCUAACCCUCCUACCUUCGAUCCAAAGAGGCCUAAGAUGCUGAUUUCCAAGGCAAUCGAACUCGAACACGCUGAAAAGGACCGCGACAAGGCUAUCCAAUCCGGUGAGACUGAUUUAUCCGCCUUUGAAAGUAAAAUCGAACAGUUGAAAAAAGAAUUGGACGCCAUGUUUGGUGGAGAAGCAAAAAGUAGCUGUGGAAAUUGUUCAUGCAAGGCUGAGAACUAUGGCAUGCAUGCUUUCACAAGGGAUUUGAGAACAAAAUUCAAGGGUUUGGAUGAUAUAUACGUGUGGCAUGCUCUUUGUGGUGCUUGGGGUGGUGUUAGGCCACGUUCUACACAUUUGAAUUCAAAGAUUACUCCUUGCAAAUUGUCUCCUGGACUCGAUGGGACAAUGAACGAUCUUGCUGUGGUUAAAAUUGUUGAAGGUGGUAUUGGGCUAGUUCACCCAGAGCAAGCUGGAGAUUUCUUUGAUUCCAUGCACUCUUACCUUGCUAAUGUUGGCAUCACAGGCGUGAAGGUGGACGUCAUUCACACCCUUGAAUACGUGUCUGAAGAAUAUGGAGGCCGUGUUGAGCUUGCAAAGGCUUAUUACAAGGGAUUAUCAGAUUCAUUGUCAAAGAAUUUCAGAGGAAGUGGACUUAUCUCUAGCAUGCAACAAUGUAAUGAUUUCUUUCUCCUUGGGACAAGGCAGAUAUCCAUGGGAAGAGUAGGUGAUGACUUCUGGUUCCAGGACCCAAAUGGUGAUCCAAUGGGAGCUUAUUGGUUGCAAGGAGUUCAUAUGAUCCACUGUGCCUACAACAGUAUGUGGAUGGGACAAAUUAUACAACCCGAUUGGGACAUGUUCCAAUCCGACCACUUGUGUGCCAAGUUCCAUGCUGGAUCAAGGGCCAUUUGUGGUGGGCCUGUCUAUGUGAGCGACUCUGUGGGCUGCCAUGACUUUCAACUCCUGAAGAAACUUGUUUACCCAGAUGGGACCAUUCCCAAGUGCCAGCACUUUGCCCUGCCCACCAGAGACUGUCUCUUCAAGAACCCUCUAUUUGACAAUAAGACGAUUCUCAAGAUUUGGAACCUCAACAAGUAUGGAGGUGUAAUUGGAGCUUUCAACUGCCAAGGAGCUGGAUGGGACCCAAAGGAGCAAAGGAUCAAAGGUCAUUCUGAGUGCUACAAGCCAAUCUCUGGUUCUGUUCAUGUCACAGAGAUUGAAUGGGACCAGAAGCCAGAGGCUGCCCAAAUGGGAAAGGCAGAGGACUACAUAGUUUAUCUUAACCAGGCAGCGGAACUAAUAUUGAAGACACCAACAUCUGAUGCAAUAGAAUUGACCAUCCAGCCAUCUUCAUUUGAGCUCUUCAGCUUUGUACCCAUUACAAAGCUUGGAUCUGAAUUCAAAUUUGCUCCCAUUGGCCUGACCAACAUGUUUAACAGUGGCGGCACAAUACAAGAAUAUGGACAUGUUGUGUCAGCAGCUGAGACAAGUGUGAAUGUUAAAGUUAAAGGUGGUGGAAAUUUCUUAGCAUUCUCGAACGUUUCCCCAAAGAAAUGUUUCUUGAAUGGUGCCGAAGUUGCCUGUGAGUGGAUUUCUGAUGGCAAGCUGACCUUGGCUCUGCCUUGGAACGAAGAGGCAGGUGGCGUGUCUGACGUGGCUUUUAUGUUUUGAUCAAAGAAUCUCAUUGUCCUCAUGUAAGGGAAUAGUCACAGAUUAUCUGAAGUGAAGUGCUGUAGCAAAACUACUAUCCUAAGUAGACUUAAAUUUUACUUUUUAAGGAUUUCAGAAUUCAAAAUGCUUAAAGAUUUUAUUA